Molecule: messenger RNA, 455 nt
Organism: Penaeus monodon (black tiger shrimp)
Lineage: Eukaryota; Metazoa; Arthropoda; Malacostraca; Decapoda; Penaeidae
Product: fibrocystin-L-like
Source: RefSeq, a predicted model, not a curated record
GGUGUACAUGGGCGGCCUGGAUUGUGACAUGGUAAAUGAAACCAGCGGGGAACUCUACCAACUGGAAUCGCGAAGCCUCAGAUGUCAGGUAACCAGUAAGUACAUCGGACCCAUGAACGGAACCACCUACGUAACUGAACGCGGUGUCUCAGUCAACCGGAAAUGGGGAAUUUACGUCGAUUCUCAGGACAGACUGUUCCAGCACCACACCUACGCAGGAGUUGAGAGCGUGAGUCCCAGCAGCGGAUCCUCGCAGGGAAACACUCUGUUGACUGUCACGGGUGUUGGCUUCGACCCAUACCCCGGCAAGACUGAGGUGUGGGUUGGAGGAGCCGAGUGUGUGAUCCAGGAUGUGCAAGACGAGACUCUCACCUGCUUGACGCCAUCGCAAGAUGAGACUGGGCCGGCAUCAGGUAAAAAUUGUUAAGAAACUAUUAGACCAGGUUUAUGAUCCU